Molecule: messenger RNA, 966 nt
Organism: Nanorana parkeri
Lineage: Eukaryota; Metazoa; Chordata; Amphibia; Anura; Dicroglossidae
Product: taste receptor type 2 member 39-like
Exons: 1
Coding region: 1-966 (321 amino acids)
Biological process (GO): sensory perception of taste; G protein-coupled receptor signaling pathway; detection of chemical stimulus involved in sensory perception of bitter taste
Cellular component (GO): membrane
Molecular function (GO): G protein-coupled receptor activity; bitter taste receptor activity
Source: RefSeq, a predicted model, not a curated record
AUGUCUGUUUCCAAAGCUUUGAUCUUUGAGGGGGUGGGUUGUGUGGAGGUUCUUGCGGGUUUAGUGGUUAAUACCUUCAUAACGGCCAUCAAUCUCAGAGACUGGUGGACCAGCAGAAAGCUGAAGCCUUAUGAUAAGAUCAUGGCCAACCUUGGAUUUUCCAGAGUCUUUCUUUUGAUCUGCUUCUUCCUCCGGAUUGUCAAUCGGAUCUCCAAGUUGAAUGUCUACUCUAGCCCUGCUCAAAGGUGUGCUUUCCGGACUGCUCAGUUGUUAUUUGAUUUUGCCAGUCUGUGGUUCGCCAUGUGGCUUUGCCUCCUCUACUUUGUGAAGGUUACCAUGUUUAAAAACCACUUCUUUGUCUGGGUGAAACUGAGAAUACCACAGCUGGUACCGCCUGUAGUCAUCAUAACCUAUGUCGCCUCCUUCAUUUUUGGAUUUAUUUAUGCUUUUUCUGUUGGAGAAACUUCAGAUGUCAUGGACGGGGUCAACCUGCCUACAAACAGAAGUGUUUACAAAGAGUUGAGCUACAUGAUACCAUUGUACUUCAUUGGACAUGUUUUGCCUUUCAUAUGUGUCAGUAUCUCGACUUCGUUAUUGAUUCAAACUAUCGGUCAUCACAUAAGACAUGUCAAAGCCAACAUAACGGGUUUCAAGAGACCCAGGUUGGAUGCCCACCUAUCUGCAAUUCGCUCUGCCGUCUUAUUAGAAUUUAUGACCAUCUCUAACCUGCUGGCCACAUUUAUUUUCCAUUUUGACUUCUAUGGGUAUUUUGAAGCCAAUGUUAGUGUUUUGUUCCUGGUUUCCUAUCCAUUGUUUCAUUCGUUGGUAAUUGUCACGGGGAAUGUGAAGCUUAAAAGGGUUCUUUGGGGAAUUGUGGAUUGUGUUAAAGGAAAACUUGCAAUAGAAAGGUGUCUUAUAAGUCAACAUAUAGAAAGCAAAAGAGAGACCAACGCUCAGCAAAAAUAA